Molecule: messenger RNA, 2309 nt
Organism: Coturnix japonica (Japanese quail)
Lineage: Eukaryota; Metazoa; Chordata; Aves; Galliformes; Phasianidae
Gene: RCSD1
Product: RCSD domain containing 1
Biological process (GO): protein localization to endosome; retrograde transport, endosome to Golgi; skeletal muscle contraction
Cellular component (GO): early endosome; WASH complex
Molecular function (GO): actin filament binding; retromer complex binding; phosphatidylinositol phosphate binding
Source: RefSeq, a predicted model, not a curated record
CCGCCCUUCUUCCUUGUUCGUAGUGCAGGGCCACUCACUGGGCUCUGUCAGUUUUCAAGCUGAGCAGGACUGUGGAUAUUACAUACCCUCCACGGCAGCGUGAUUUUGCUCUGGCUCGGCUGAAGUUUUCCCACAGAUAAGAGGGAAAGGGGUGGGGAAGGAAGAUUGCUCUGAGGACACCUCUCUCUUGCGGGACAUGGAGAACAGGCCAACGGAGACCAAUUCAGAGGUGGACAAAUCAGGAUCGCCCUCAGUGGCUCAGCUAGCAGGGAAAUUCAAAGAGCAAGCAGCCAGUAUCACUGGAAAAGAGGUGCCACCACAUAAGCCAACUCGGAGGAAACCGCCAUGCUCCCUUCCACUGUAUUCCAACAAAACUGAGACAAGCCAGAACAAUGGGCAAAAGCCAUCUCCAAAUGCUUGUCCCAUUCCCAAGGUCAAGGUGAAAAGCUCCCCCAUGAUUGAAAAGCUACAGGCCAAUCUGGCUUUUGCGCCAGCAGCUCUGCUGCCGGGAGCAUCUCCCAAAAGCCCUGGUCUGAAAGUCAUGGUUUCUCCGUUCAGCACCCCUCCCUCAACGCCCAGCAGCCCAGGGAUCCAGCCACAGUCCAGUGAAGCAAGUGAGACGCCCGUCAGCUUUGAUAAACCCCCAGAAGGCACCCAGCUGCAAUUCUAUAACAAGGUGCGGACACGGGGAUCAAUAAAGCGUAGGCCUCCCUCCAGGAAGUUCCGAAGAUCUCUGUCUGACUAUGGAGAUGGGGAAGAUUUAGGGAACUUCAUUCCCUCUCCAGAAAAUGGUACUAAGGAAGAUGGGGAUGAGGUAUUUGGGCAUCAGGGCAAGACAGAGGAAGCAGAAACAGGGAACAAAGAAAUAAAGAAACAGACGGUGCCUGAUGAGAAGCCCCCAUCGAGGAGAGGAUCCAGCAGAUCAGAUAAUGAAGAAAAAGAGGAAAAGCAGGCGGAAAAAGUGACUCCUUGCAAGAGUAAUGCAGGAGAUACAGAAAAAGAGGAGGAGGAGGUGUGUUGUGGUGCUCCAGGAGAGAACUCACCCCAGUCACCCUCUGAAGACAAGGAAGAUAAGGUGUGUGAGGCUUCUCAGGAAACAGAGGAGGAAGGUGGUGCCUGUGAACAGGAGAAGGAAGAGAAAGAGAAGGAAGAAGCUGAAGAAAAGGAGACCAGUGAGAGCACGGUCACACAAAGAACGUCAGAUGCUGAGGAAACACCAGUGGCACCUCAACCUCAGCAAGAGGCAGUGGGUUCAGAGACUGCCAGUGAGCCUUUAACAUCACCCGUGCAGGACCAGGGCACAGAGUAGCCGUGAGGCACAUUAGGACAUACCCACCCAGGAUACAGGAGAUGAUGUGUGAAUAGGAGACAUCUAACUUAAUCAAGGUGGAAGCUGCUGGAAAACCUUCCGUGGCAGGAGAGGAGCAGAGUACAGAUAUCCCCCGAGGACCAGACUGAUCCCAGAGCUGAGUGGCUGUUCUCUGGCUCUCUGCUUUGCACCAUCAUAUUUUGUGACAGUCAGAACAAGACACCGCCUUACAAUCACUUGGGAGUACAAAACUGAGGUGUUGGCUGACAUCCCAAGGUGGUAACUGGAGACUGAGAGACCUGCUUGCUAUGUGCUGUCCUGGACCUGGCAGCCACCACCACUCCUGGGCCCUCUGCUCCUUAUUCCUGCUGAACUCAAAUGUCACUUUAUUCUCCCCUGCGUUGGUCUUAGGUGAAGUUCAUCAGUUACAUACAUAUGUCUAUGGUGCCUUUUCAGUAGCUUCUUUUGAAAUAUCUCGGGUUUUCAACUUUCAGUAAAUAAUGUUUUGAUUGUAGGAAGAAAGAGUGUAUUUUCUCCAUGUACGUUAAUGCAGACAAUGUGAAUCCUGAGUAUGGGAAAAUCUCUUAGGAAAACGUUCAUAAAACAUAAAAUGCCUUUGAAGUGGGGGCUGAGCUGGCUGAGCUGUGAGAGCACUGAGAGUUUAUCAGUUGAGAGCCAGCCACGUUGGCCCUGGUACACAAUACAGAAGGGGCUUGUUGGAAAACAGGACCCCCACAUCCUUUCUAGCCAUGUUGCAGAGUAUUGUGGCCUUUGGACCUAUUUGAACGUGUUUAUUAAAGCUUGUAUUCCAGGGCAGGCUGCAAUCAUUUGCUGUAUCCUGUUUCCUCUCUCAGCAGCGUCCCACCUGUGAGCGUCUGUGCCUGACUGUAUGUAUCAAUUCAAGCGUGCCUGUUCAGAGAAUGAGCAUGUGUGUCCCGAGCAAGGGAGUGCAAAUCUGAGGGAGAAACAGAUGAAAUAAACGGUGGUAUUAAAACCAAAA